Molecule: messenger RNA, 4551 nt
Organism: Gadus chalcogrammus (walleye pollock)
Lineage: Eukaryota; Metazoa; Chordata; Actinopteri; Gadiformes; Gadidae
Product: NACHT, LRR and PYD domains-containing protein 12-like
Exons: 13
Coding region: 87-3812 (1241 amino acids)
Molecular function (GO): protein binding
Source: RefSeq, a predicted model, not a curated record
CAGCAUCAUUUCCUUAUUAUGAGUCGGACGGUUGAGUGUGGCUCACUUCACUACAGCAGGGAGAAGACUAAGGUCUCCAGUCUACUAUGGAUGAGGAGAGAGAGGAGGAGGGUCCUACCUCUAAGACCACUCUGUCUGGGGAACAUGGCCGCCGGAGCAAAGCUAAGAGCCCAGAGCAGCAGCAGAGAGCAGACUCCCCUGGACCCAGCUGUGUCUCCAUGAAGAGUGACCACUCUAUGGGUCAUCCUGAUAACUUUAAAGAUGGAAAUCAGUCUAUUGCCGCGAGAAGAGUCCAGCAGAAAAGAAUAGACUCCCCUGGACCCAGCUGUGUCUCCAUGAAGAGUGACCGGUCUAUGGAUAAAGCAUGGCAGUUUAAAGAUGGAAAUCAGUCUAUUGAGAAGAGACACCAGGAGAGGCCAAUGGCUACCAGUGCUCAGUCUGUACAGCAGCAUCAAACAGAGCUGGAGAUGAACAAGAAGGAACUGGCUGACCCACUGUGGGGCGGAUCUGAUGCUGUCGAGUGCCAACAUAAAAUAAAGUCUCAUUUGAGGAAGAAGUUCAAGUGUGUGUUUGAGGGAAUCGCUAAAGCAGGACAUCCAACAGGCCUGAAUGACUUCUACACAGAGAUCUUCAUCACAGAGAGAGGCAGUGGAGAGGUGAUCAAGGAACAUGAGGUCAGACUGAUUGAAAAAGCUUCCAGGAAACCAGUCAAGGAAGAAACACCAAUCAAAUGUGAAGACAUCUUUAAACCCUUACCUGGACAAGAUCAAACAAUCAGAACCAUGAUGACAACUGGAGUGGCCGGCAUUGGUAAAACCGUCUUAACACACAAGUUCACUCUGGACUGGGCUGAGGGCAAAACCAACCAGGACAUACACUUCACAUUUCUCCUCACUUUCAGAGAGCUGAAUUUACUGAAAUGGAAAGAGUUUAGCUUGGUGGAACUUCUUCAUCACUUCUUUAUUGAGACCAAAGAAGCAGGAAUCUGCAGAUUCCACCGGUUCCAAAUUGUCUUCAUCAUGGAUGGUCUGGAUGAGUGUCGACUUCCUCUGGACUUCCAGAACAACCCGAUCUGGACUGAUGUCACAAAGUCCACCUCGGUGGACGUGCUGCUGACAAACCUCAUCAGGGGCGACCUGCUUCCCUCCGCUCGCAUCUGGAUAACAACACGCCCUGCGGCAGCCAAUCAGAUCCCUGCUGAGUGUGUUGACAUGGUGACAGAGGUGAGGGGGUUCACCGACCCACAGAAGGAGGAGUACUUCAGGAAGAGAUUCAGAGAGGAGACGCUGGCCAACACGAUCCUCUCCCACGUCAAGAAAUCACGAAGCCUCCACAUCAUGUGUCACAUCCCAGUCUUCUGUUGGAUCACUGCUACUGUUCUGGAGGACAUCUUAAAAACAUCCAAGAGAGGAGAAGAGAUGCCCAAGACCGUGACUCAGAUGUACAGCCACUUCCUGAGGGUUCAGUCCAUACAGGGGGACAGGAAGUACCAUGGGAGGGCUGAAACAGAUCCAGACUGGAGUUCAGAGAGCAAGGAGAUCAUUGUUUCUCUGGGAAAACUGGCUUUUAACCAGCUGGAGAAAGGCAACCUGAUCUUCUACGAGGCUGACCUGGAAGAGUGUGACAUCGAUAUCAGAGCAGCCUCAGUGUACUCAGGGGUGUUCACCCAGAUCUUCAAAGAGGAAUGUGGGCUGUACCUGGACAAGGUGUUCUGCUUUGUCCAUCUGAGCAUCCAGGAGUUUCUGGCUGCCCUUUAUGUCUUUCAGUCCUUCAUCCACACUGGAGUCAAUCUGCUCUCAGAAGAUAAAUCAACCUCCAGGAAAGAUAAACUCCUCCUCCUCUACCAGAGUGCGGUGGACAAGGCCUUACAGAGUGAGAACGGACACCUGGACUUGUUCCUCCGCUUCCUCCUGGGCCUCUCUCUGGUGACCAAUGAGAUUCCCCUACGAGGUCUGCUGGGAAAGACAAGAAGUAGAUCACUGAUCCCUCGGAUUAAACAUGGUCUGAUGCAACUGACACGAAGCUGCUCACAGACCAAUAAAAAAACAGUGUCUUACAUCAAGGAGAAGAUAGGUGGAGAUCUCUCUUCAGAGAGAAGCAUCAAUCUGUUCCACUGUCUGAAUGAGCUGAACGACCGUUCUCUAAUGGAACAGAUCCAACAGUCCCUGACAUCAGGAAGUCUCUUCAAAAAACGUGUUUCUCCUUCUCAGUGGUCAGCUCUGGUCUUCAUCUUACUGUCAUCAGAAGUGGAGCUGGACGUGUUUGACCUGAAGAAAUACAAAGCUUCAGAGGAGGGUCUUCUGGGGCUGCUGCCAGUGGUCAAAGCCUCCAGAACAUCUCUGCUGGAUGGCUGUGAUCUGUCAGAGAGAUGCUGUGAAGCUCUGGCCUCAGUUCUCAGCUCCAACUCCUCUAGUCUGAGAGAGCUGGACCUGAGCACCAAUGAUCUGCAGGAUUCAGGAGUGAAGCUGCUCUCUGCUGGACUGGGGAGUCCACACUGUACACUGGAAACUCUCAGGCUCAAUGGAUGUCGUCUGUCAGAGAGAUGCUGUGAAGCUCUGGCCUCAGUUCUCAGCUCCAGCUCCUCUAGUCUGAGAGAGCUGGAGCUGAGUACCAAUGAUCUGCAGGAUUCAGGAGUGAAGCUUCUCUCUGCUGGACUGGGGAGUCCACACUGUACAUUGGAAACUCUCAGGUUGAAAGGCUGUCAUCUGUCAGAGAGAUGCUGUGAAGCUCUGGCCUCAGUUCUCAGCUCCAACUCCUCUAGUCUGAGAGAGCUCGACCUGAGUACCAAUGAUCUGCAGGAUUCAGGAGUGAAGCUGCUCUCUGCUGGACUGGGGAGUCCACACUGUACACUGGAAACUCUCAGGCUCAAAGGCUGUCAUCUGUCAGAGAGAUGCUUUGAAGCUCUGGCCUCAGUUCUCAGCUCCAACUCCUCUAGUCUGAGAGAGCUGGAGCUGAGUUCCAAUGACCUGCAGGAUUCAGGAGUGAAGCUGCUCUCUGCUGGACUGGGUAGUCCACACUGUACACUGGAAACUCUCAGGUUGUCUGGCUGCCUGGUCACACAGGAAUGCUGUGCUUCUCUGGCCUCAGCUCUGAGCUCCAACCCCUCCCAUCUGAGAGAGCUGGACCUGAGCUACAAUCACCCAGGAGACUCUGGAGCUGCACUGCUCUCUGCUGGACUGGAGGAUCCACGCUGGAGACUGGACACUCUCAGUGUGGAGCACGGUGGAGUGUGGAGGCUGAAACCAGCUCUAAAGAAGUAUGCCUGUGAACUCACAUUGGACCCAAACACAACCUUCAGACGACUCUCUCUGUCUGAGGACAACAGAAAGGUGACGCGGGUUGGAGAGGACCAGUCGUAUCCGGAUCACCCAGACAGAUUUGACUACUGUUCCCAGUUGUUGGGUAGAGAGGCUCUGACUGGCCGCUGUUACUGGGAAGUAGAGUGGAAAGGAAAUGUUGAGAUAGGAGUGACAUACAUAGGAAUCACAAGGAGAGGAGGGGGUGUUGACAGCAGGCUUGGGUUGAACAACAAGGCCUGGAUUCUUGUUUGUGAUGAUGAUCAUUACUCUGCCCGGUACAACGGUAGACUAACAGUCCUCCGUCUACCCCCCGCUGGCUCCACCAGAGUAGGAGUGUAUCUGGACCGGCCUGCUGGCUCUCUGUCCUUCUACAGAGUGACCCCAGGUGGAGGAGGGUCCUCAGACACACUGACACACGUCAACACCUUCCAGGCAUCCUUCACCCAGGAGGACCUCCUCCCUGGGUUUGAGGUGUAUGGGGAGGGUGACUCAGUGUCUCUGUGUCGGUUGUAAAAAACGAAAGGGGGGGCGGGCGGUUACACACAUUGCCUUAUCGUUAGAGGAUGAGAGGCUUUUGAUGAAGAGGCUUUGGAGGCCUGAGAGGACUGAUGACUCAGUGUCUGUGUGGCAGUUAUAGUCUCUCGCUCUCUCUCGCUCUCUCUCUAUUUCUUUCCUGCCGUCUGUCUCUCUUUGUUUUUCUCUAUCUAUGUGUGUCUCUUUUGUCUCCCUCUCUCUCUUUUUCUAUCCCGCUCCCUCUGUUCUGCAAAGUAUUGCAUGGUAAACCAGGAAAACACAUUUAAGAUCUUCCAUAGUUAAAUAAGCACAUUUAUUAUUUGAAAUGUAUAUAAAUUACCUAUCGAUGGUGAAUGUUUGUAUAUUUUCUGAUUUUCAUCACCAGUUUUGGUCUUAAGGGCUCUGAUAUCAUCAUUUUUGUCAUAAUCCUGAUUUACAUCUGAUUGAAAGCAGAUUUCAUAUUUUAUUCAUAAUAACCAAGAGGUCUGUGGGAUAAUGUUGCAUGUUGUAAAUUACUUUAUACUGAAUAUUUAUUCCUUUUGUUCUCUUGGGAAACAAACGGCCGUAGAACAUGUUCAGUUAUUAAAGAUACGUGCACCCCUGUUGAUGAUUUGUAAAGUCUGCUGCUUCUAUUGUUUUAGUCCUCGUGUUUAUUGUGUACAUGUCAGGGACUAUUUUUCUUCUGUAUUUGUUAAUGAAGCAUAAUUGUAAUAAACAACUCAGUGGAUCCAACUGAAUG